This is a messenger RNA of Ficedula albicollis (Collared flycatcher), 3082 nucleotides long. RefSeq names its product beta-1,4-galactosyltransferase 6 (gene B4GALT6). Gene Ontology annotation, molecular function: UDP-galactose:glucosylceramide beta-1,4-galactosyltransferase activity. The transcript has 9 exons. Bases 9 to 1157 code for a protein of 382 amino acids. Gene Ontology annotation, biological process: carbohydrate metabolic process; glycosphingolipid biosynthetic process. NCBI's taxonomy places the organism in Eukaryota, Metazoa, Chordata, Aves, Passeriformes, Muscicapidae. The record is from RefSeq and is a predicted model, not a curated record.
GGGGGGGGAUGCCACUGCUGCGGAAGGCGCUGCGCGUCUCCAACCGCUCCAUGCUCGCCUUCAUCUUCUUCUUCUCCUUUUCCUCAUCCUGCCUCUACUUCAUCUACGUGGCCCCCGGGAUCGCAACCACAUAUCUCUUUAUGGUGCAAGCUCGUGGUAUAAUGUUGAGAGAAAAUGUAAAAACAAUAGGACACAUGAUAAGAUUGUACACUAAUAAAAAUACUACACUGAAUGGCACAGAUUAUCCUGAAGGAAACAAUUCUAGUGACUGUGUUGCUCAAACAACAAUGUAUCUUCCAGAGAAUUUCACCUACUCUCCUUACCAGCCUUGUCCAGAGAAGCUGCCUUACAUGAGAGGCCUUAUUGAUGUCAAUAUGAGUGAAAUUAGUUUUGAUGAAAUUCAGCAACUCUUUUCAAAAGAUUUAGACAUUAAACCAGGAGGACACUGGAAACCAAAUGACUGUAAGCCACGGUGGAAGGUGGCUAUUCUUAUUCCUUUUCGGAAUCGUCACGAGCAUCUUCCAAUUUUUUUCCGCCAUCUGAUACCUAUGCUGCAGAAGCAGCGGCUGGAAUUCGCCUUCUAUGUUGUUGAACAGACAGGUACACAACCUUUUAAUCGUGCAAUGCUCUUUAAUGUUGGCUUCAAAGAGGCUAUGAAGGAUGCUGUCUGGGACUGCAUAAUAUUCCAUGAUGUGGAUCACUUACCUGAAAAUGACAGAAAUUACUAUGGAUGUGGAGAAAUGCCACGCCAUUUUGCAGCAAAGCUGGACAAGUACAUGUAUAUCCUUCCAUACAAUGAGUUCUUUGGUGGUGUAAGUGGCCUGACAGUGGAACAAUUCAAGAAGAUCAAUGGUUUUCCAAAUGCCUUUUGGGGAUGGGGUGGAGAAGAUGAUGAUCUUUGGAACAGAGUUCACUAUGCUGGGUACAAUGUAACAAGACCAGAAGGUGAUUUAGGGAAGUACAAAUCCAUUCCUCAUCAUCACAGAGGUGAAGUCCAGUUUUUAGGACGAUACAAACUUCUGAGGUAUUCCAGAGAACGUCAGUACAUUGAUGGGUUGAACAAUUUAGUAUAUACUCCUAAAAUACUUGUCAGUAGGUUGUAUAAAAAUAUAACUGUUAAUCUCAUACCAGAACUCGCUCCUGUUAGAGACUAUUGAUGGAAGUGGAAUGGCAAGAUAUCCUACCAGAAUAAACUUUUAACACUGGAAGCUACUGAUAAACACUGUAAAACAAACAAAAAAAAAAGCAACCACCCAACAAACAGCAGAUCAGAAUUAGAGUUUUUGGACCAACUGAUGAUGCAUGUUUGGGAUGAGAAGUGAUUGUAUGUACCAUGCAUUUUGUUCUGAAAGAAAAGCCAGCAGCUACCACUCAGAUGUUUACAGCAUGAGACUACUGUUCAAGCCUUCAUUCUUCACACUCUCUAUCUUAACUGCUCAACUAAAUAAACUACAGAAAACAGACUUGUAGCUUCUCUGGAAGUGAGGACAGAGGCCUCUUCCAGAAAUUUUUUAUACUAAACUGCCCCUCCUCAUAUUUAAAUGAAUGCUUUUGUUUCUUUUUAAAAUGCGUUUUGUAAAUAUGUGAUGUAAAUUAAUGUGUGUACAUUGCUUUUCAAUUGUUCAAUAUUUUAUGCUUCUGUAUGUAUUUGAGUGUGUUCUCAUUUGAAUUCUAUAGGAAUGUUUUUAUUAGCAUGACAGAACAAGUGUAAAAUUUAAGUAUGCUUAUAAAAAGGUUAUACCUUAUGUGAAAUGAAGGAAAUAUUAAUUGUUGGCCAGCUAUGACUGUAAACUGUUAUACUAGUUUUGAGCUCUAGGCCUCCUGCAUAUCUAUAUAGAAAAGUAAUUUCUUAUAUGAACCUGCUAGAAAGAAAGCUUUUAAUUUUAUUUAUUGCCAGCAAAAUUGUAUGAUACCCUGCCUGCCAUUGAAUUGUAUUUAUAUGCAUAUUGCAUGUGUAUUACAGAAAAUCUUGCAGUUGUUGCAUAUUAUGAUCUACAGGAACUCUUAACUGUUUCCAAGUGUGCCACUAGUGUCAAUGUCAGGGAUUUUAAUGCCUAAAAUGAUGUGUCUGGGUGCGUACAGUACUUUGGUAUUGUUCUUUUUUUUUUUUUCUUUCUUUUUUUUUUUUUUUUUAAUUCUAGUUAAGCAGCACUUUUAUUCCUCCAAAGUCAGAAGAGCCAAAAAUGUGUCUUCAUUGGAAGAAUAUUACAGUUAGAUUUUUAAGAGAAUUAUAAAACAUAGUUCUGGUAGUUGAAAUGCUUGCAGUGUGGGAUUUUCAGAAGCGCAGUGUUGGUCGCACUGUUCUGCUGAUGAGGAUGGUGAUGACAUAAGCAGAACAGAAAGCAGGCCAACCCCAAGUGCUUUUUAAAAUUCCACUCCUAAUAUAUUAUUCAAUAUAGCUAUUUAAGGGCCUAUUCUGGUAGAGUGCUGAGUGCUUCUAUGAUGCACUGAGGAUCCUCAAGUCGAUGACUGUCAAUGAGAUUGAGGUUGCACAGUCCCUCUAAGGAUUGGUCCUGUUUCUCUAUUUUUGUGGUGUUAAAUGUAGGAAUAACUAACCUCUUUCCUUUUCUUCUUAUUUUCUCUUUGCUUGUAAUGUUAUGCUACCUAGAAGUAUCCCACUGCUAAGCAUUAUUAUCUUUCCUUAUAUUUUUUUACAUCGCUUGUUAAUACAAAGGAAAAGGACCAGGUCAUUUAUUUUCUAUGUUAAUGCAAGUAUAGUAACCAAGAUAUACUAAACUGUUUUGUUUGUCAGUUACUCAACUCUUUAGGAACCAAAGACUGACUUCUGCUCCCAUAAAGAAUGGAAAGCAGUAUAUAUAAUAAGGAUUGUUUAUCCAUAGAGUGUUCUGUAAGAGUGUUGACAAAGAAUCCUAACUUUGAGUCUUUACUAUAAGUUGGUUUCCUGAAUUGCUGCCUCAGAUGGUGUGGUGCUUUGUACAUUUUAAGUUUGUUUGCCAUAAACACCUUUGAUUUCUUUGGCAUCCCAGCAGCAAAUUUUGCCCUUAGCCAUCCUUCAGUACCGUUAUGAGGUUAGCUGUAGGCACCCAAAUAUUUAGUGGAAAUAUUAUUAUUUAGUGUCAUA